AUGAUCUUCAAUCCGAGUUUCUCAUUUGAUACUUCAGAUGCUCGACCUGUUGUAGAUGUUCAAGAUACGUCUUCCGCUCCCAUACCGAUCACUAGAUUAGUGGAUACCUUGAUAGAAACUUAUCGUAAAGAAAUAGAUCCUGAUGAAGACAAUGAAGCAUGCAGCACCAUUAUUCCACCUGAAAUCUCAGAAGAUCAAGGUUGUGUAACCCAAUUCACAGACGUUGUCCGAGAGAAGACUAGUCGUGUUCUCAAAAAGAAAGAUGAACCAGAAAAGUUUAAUUUCACCAAGGCUGUUACGAAAUACAAACAAGUCUCAUCAUUCAUGGAACUUAAUUUAGCUAAACCAUUACUUAAGUCGCUUACUGAAAUGUCUUUAGACAAACCAACUCCUGUUCAAUGUGCAUGCAUUCCUGUGGCUCUCCUUCAUCAUGAUAUAUGUGCAUGUGCUAGAACAGGUUCCGGUAAAACACUAGCUUUCCUGCUACCGAUUCUGGAAAGGUUAACAAAAAAGCCUUCUGACUUUAACCAUGCUAUUACUCGAGCACUUGUGAUCAGCCCAACUAGGGAGUUAGCUGUACAGAUUUUCAAUGUUGCUGAGAAGCUCGUUAAAUACUGUCCGAAGAUCAGGGUUCAGUUAGCUGCUGGAGGGCUUGAUUUACACUCUCAAGAAGCUUCCUUACGUUUAAGCCCAGACUUGGUUAUUGCUACACCAGGACGUUUAAUCGACCAUUUGUCAAAUGCUCCCAGUUUCAACCUACAACACAUUGAGUACUUAGUGUUGGAUGAGGCUGACAAACUUUUAGAUGAAUAUUUCACGGAGCAAAUUGCCGAAAUUGUCAAAUUCUGCAGUACAAAACGUCAAACUUUAUUAUUUUCUGCCACAAUGACAGAAAGUGUUAACGAACUUGCUAUACUUUCACUUCGGGAUCCAGUGCAAGUGUUUCUAAAUCAAGCUACUGCCUUGGCUCAACGUUUACACCAGGAGUUUGUUCGUGUUCGUCCACACAGAGAAGAGGAUCGAAAGGCAAUUGUUGUUGCAUUGCUUAUGCGUUAUUUUCGUCAACGAACUAUAGUAUUCUUACCAACUAAGAAAGAAUGUCAUAAUAUGCAUAUUCUUUUGGGUUUACUUGGUCUUUCUUGUACAGAGUUACACGGUAAUAUGACUCAAGCACAACGCUUAGAAGCUUUAAAACGUUUCUCUAGAAUUGAUGAAACUGACAGCAGUAAAACAGAAGGUGCAUCUAAAAAGACUGUUGAAAAAGACAAUUCUGAUGCACCGCCUGUUGAUAUUCUUCUAGCAACUGACUUAGCAUCUAGAGGCUUAGAUAUCCCUAAUGUGCAGACGGUUAUAAAUUAUACUCUACCUCCAACUAUGAGACAGUAUGUGCAUAGAGUUGGUCGUACAGCAAGGAUUAUGAAUGUCGGUCGCGCAGUAUCCUUGGUUGGAGAAGACGAUAGGAAAUUACUAAAGCAAAUUAUGAAAGAAGCUCCAUAUCCUGUUAAAGCAAGAGUUAUCCCAUCAGAUGUUAUUGCUAGUUUUCAUUCUAAAAUUAAUCGUUUGGAACCUAUUAUUGGGAAGAUUUUGGCUGCAGAAACUGAAGAACGAGAGUUAAGGGCUGCUCAAACUCAAUUAUCAAAAGCUGAAGAAUUGGCAUCCAAUUUAAAGUCAGGGUUGAUGCCGACAUCCUGCGUAGAAAGACGGGUGGAUUGGUUCGCUGAACGGAAACGUGGACAAAUAGCUAUUGGUCGAAAAUCCAGGAUGCCCAAACCGAAAAAACGUAAACCUACUUCUGAUAGUGACUCUGAUUAA
Molecule: messenger RNA, 1812 nt
Organism: Trichobilharzia regenti
Lineage: Eukaryota; Metazoa; Platyhelminthes; Trematoda; Strigeidida; Schistosomatidae
Source: the annotation of a GenBank genome assembly